ACACAACUUUUUACUAUUGACAGUCGGACAUGUAAAGAAAAAGCAUGGCAGCACAAGGCGAAAAGAAACCAGUGCUGGAGAUGGUCCAGGCUGAUGGAGCCGAUGAGGGCUGUGUGACGUUUGUGCUGCAUGAUGAAGACCAUACACUGGGAAAUUCUCUGCGAUACAUGAUCAUGAAGAAUGCGGAUGUGGACUUUUGUGGCUACACCAUCACCCAUCCGUCCGAGAGCAAGAUCAACUUUCGCAUACAGACACGAGGUGGAGCACCAGCCACAGAGCCUCUGCGGAGGGGUCUGAAUGAGCUCAGCGAUGUUUGUCAGCAUGUUCUCAACACGUUUCAGGCUAGAGUUAAUGAGUUCAAAGACGGGCAGGAGCAGCCCAUGGACUGAAGAGCGUCAUACAGUAUAUGUGAAUACAUGAAGCUGUCAGACUCAAAGUACCUACAAACCAAGUGUAUAAAAAGUAGUAUCUUGAUAUUUUUAUUUUUAUGUCCACUUCUUACAUGUUCCUUACUUCACAUUCAAACAUUUGUACAGUUUUCAUUUUUGUAUUAUGAUCAAAUUUAUGCGUAAUGUAUGAUACAUAUUAUUGCAGUCUUGUGUCCAUCAUUCAUGAAUUGUUGAAAUAAGCCUAACAUGUUUAAGAUAUUAAAUUUAAACCCAAAUCAUUUUCUGUUUUUCACAGUGCGAAAAAACACCCAGCCCUUUGACUUUGUGCCUUUUUAAUAUUUAUUUUCACGACUACUCACAUAACGCUGUUUGAGGGAUGUCCAAACCUAAAGUGAUGAGACCCUCAAACACCAAAUUGUUCUCAUCUGUCCUUUGAAGCGGUGUUCUACAAUAAAGCAAGCAGUGGAAGAUAGAAUGUCCUUA
This is a messenger RNA of Scomber scombrus (Atlantic mackerel), 872 nucleotides long. RefSeq names its product RNA polymerase I and III subunit D (gene polr1d). The transcript has 5 exons. Lineage: Eukaryota; Metazoa; Chordata; Actinopteri; Scombriformes; Scombridae. Gene Ontology annotation, molecular function: DNA-directed RNA polymerase activity; DNA binding; protein dimerization activity. Gene Ontology annotation, cellular component: RNA polymerase III complex; RNA polymerase I complex. Gene Ontology annotation, biological process: DNA-templated transcription. The record is from RefSeq and is a predicted model, not a curated record. The coding region runs from base 45 to 389 and encodes 114 amino acids.